AUGUCAGGCGUUACGGACCCAAGUAGUGAUCCUAAUGUUGGUUCUUCUCGCGGCGAUGCCUCGUCUACCUCAGGCGAUAUUGCGGGCGGCCUCACCGGUGGAGGAAGCUCAUCAUCCUCUGCGCUAUUGAUGACUUUUUUGCCUGCACUGGUUUAUGCACUGUUCUGGGUCGGUCUGUUCCUGAUUUUUCGCCGAACUCAAAGACGAUGGUACGCGCCAAGGUCCCAUUUACCAGAUUUGCACGAACAUCAGAGGAGUCCGGAAUUACCUUCAGGCUGGGUCAACUGGGUUGGCGAAUUUUUGAAAAUUGAAGAUAAUCACGUUUUGCACCACUCGUCCCUCGAUGGAUACCUAUUCUUACGGUUUUUACGCGUCCUAUGCGCUAUAUGCUUCACCGGCUGCGUGAUUACAUGGCCUAUACUGUUUCCACUCCAUGCUACUGGUGGAAAUGGUAAUACUCAGCUUGAUGUUCUGAGUUUCAGUAAUGUCGCAAACCCUAACAGAUACUAUGCCAAUGUUCUCUGUGCAUGUGUCUAUUUCGCGUAUGCGUCUCGAAUGUCGUCACGAACUGUCCUCUUUAUGUCGUGCCCACCAGAUUACCGAAAUGAAAAGAAACUUCGACAGGUAUUUGGUAAUGCAAUUCAACGGAUCUGGAUCACAUCCGAGUGCGACGAAUUGACUAAACUGGUUGAUGAGCGCGACAAGCUAGCUUUCAAGCUAGAGACAAACGAAACGAAGCUCAUUCGACGGGCGAAUAAAGUUCGCAUUCAGGCUGUGAAGACAGGAGAAUUUUCAUCGGAUACUUGUUUGGACUGCGAGUCUAGUAAUCCUGCAUGGUCUCACAAGGUGCAGCGACCAACCCACAGGUUGAAGUACUUGUUUGGCAAGAAAGUCGACUCUAUUCACCAUUAUCGCGAAGAGUUAGCCCGAGUCACGGAAGAAGUGGAAAGACUCCAACGGAAACACCAAGAAGGAGAUGCGAAACAAUUAUCUGCCAUAUUCAUCGAGUUCAAUACUCAAGCCGAUGCCCAAAUUGCUUUCCAGACUGUAUCCCACCACCAGCCAUUCCACAUGACGCCGCGUUUUAUUGGAAUAUCUCCUAAGGAGGUUGUCUGGUCUGCGUUGAAUCUCAGCUGGAAGCAGCGCGUUUCUCGCAGAUUUGCUGUCCAAGCUUUCAUUGGCGCCAUGGUUAUUUUCUGGUCAUUCCCUGCUGCGAUUGUUGGGACUAUUUCCAACAUUACUUAUCUUAGCAACCUUAUCCCAUUCUUGAAGUUUAUUCUCAGUUUACCCGAAUUUGUCAAGGGGGCUAUCGAAGGUCUAUUACCAGCAGCGGCUCUUGCGCUUUUGAUGUCGUUGGUUCCGAUCAUUUGCCGAAUCUGUGCUAGAAAAUCUGGAGUACCAUCCCUAGCUCGGGUUGAGCUAUUCACACAAAGUGCAGUAUUCGUUUUCCAGGUCGUCCAGGUUUUCCUAGUGACAACUUUGACAUCUGCAGCAUCUGCAGCAACUUCUCAAAUCAUCAAAGAUCCGUUAUCCGUUAAGGAUCUGUUGGCGCAGAAUCUCCCAAAGGCAACAAACUUCUAUAUCUCAUACUUCUUACUUCAAGGAUUGAGCAUGAGUUCUAUGGCUCUCGUGCAAAUUGCCAGCGCGCUCAUCUUUAAGUUCAUAACUAAAUUCUUCGCUCGUUCCCCUCGUCGACUGUAUAACAAAUGGGCCGAGCUUGCUAGUCUUAACUGGGGCAGUGUGUUUCCUGUUUUCACUAACAUGGGUGUCAUUGCUUUAUCAUACUCCUGCAUCGCACCACUGAUUCUCGGAUUCUCCUUCAUCGGCUUGUACAUGGUGUACCAAGCCUACCGCUACAAUUUUUUCUUCGUAUAUGACAUCGAAGUCGACACCAAAGGCCUAGUCUACCCACGAGCACUUGGUCAUCUCUUAACAGGCCUAUAUAUCGCCGAAGUCUGCAUGAUCGGUCUAUGUGCCAUCAAAGGAGCCGUCGGACCAGUGGUAAUAAUGGUCAUGUUUCUCAUCGCAAACAUCCUAGCACACAUCUCCCUCAAAGAAGCUUUGAACCCACUCAACAGCUUCCUCCCGCGAUCAUUAGACGCAGAAGAAGAGUACCUACAAGAAAAAGAGGACAUCCGAAACGAAAUCAACGAGAACCGUCGCUCACGUAGCAUCGCAUUUUGGCGCUGGUUUCACCCUAACGUGUACAAGGAUUAUGCAGCUCUUCGACGCAAGGUGCGCAAGAAUGUUGAGCAGGUCUUUUACACGCCGGAGGAAAUGCGAACUGCAUACUUUGAGCCUUGCAUUUCAUCUCCAUCCCCUACUUUGUGGAUUCCGCGUGACAAGUUUGGAUUUAGUCGACAUGAAGUGCUGGAGACGGAUUCUAUUAUCAGUAUUACGGAUGAGGGUGCCCAUCUCAAUGAGAGGAAUAAGAUUGUGUGGGAUAAAUAUGAUCCCCAGCUUCCGAUACGGGAACGGAAGACUUUGUAUUAG
This is a messenger RNA of Penicillium angulare, 2493 nucleotides long. RefSeq lists its product as uncharacterized. Bases 1 to 2493 code for a protein of 830 amino acids. The record is from RefSeq and is a predicted model, not a curated record. Gene Ontology annotation, cellular component: plasma membrane. The transcript has 5 exons. Gene Ontology annotation, molecular function: calcium-activated cation channel activity. NCBI's taxonomy places the organism in Eukaryota, Fungi, Ascomycota, Eurotiomycetes, Eurotiales, Aspergillaceae.